CACAGGUGUAGGGGGGGAAAGCCAAGGAGUAAGGCGCCUUCCCUGGCUCUGCAUUCCUUCACCCCUCCUUUCCUCCCUCCCUCUCUCUCUCUCUCUCGCUCUCUCUCUCUGUCUCUCUCUCUCUCUCAUCCUCCGAAGGGAAUCUCGCAUUUCUCCCGCUCAGGUCUUCGCAGCUGUCGCCAAGCUGGGAUCGCCGCAGAGAAGAGUCCCUGCUUGGUGAGAGAGAGACCCCUCCCGUCUGACUGCCAGUCCCCCCAUCACCUAGGCCCAUGUACCCCGAACCCACCACAGACUCGCCGGCCCGCCUCUCCCUUCGUCAGACGGCCUCCCCGGGCAUGAUCUACAGUGCUCGAUAUGGGAGCCCCAAGCGACAGCUGCAGUUCUACAGAAACCUCGGGAAAUCAGGGCUGAGAGUGUCCUGCCUUGGCCUAGGAACAUGGGUCACCUUUGGGGGUCAGGUCACUGACGAGACUGCAGAGCAGCUGAUGACACUGGCAUACGAGAACGGGAUCAACCUGUUUGACACGGCCGAGGUCUAUGCCGCAGGAAAAGCUGAGGUGGUUUUGGGGACCAUAAUAAAGAAGAAAGGUUGGAGGCGAUCCAGCUUGGUCAUCACCACAAAGAUCUUCUGGGGUGGAAAAGCAGAAACGGAGAGGGGUUUGUCCAGAAAACAUAUCAUAGAAGGUCUCAAGGCUUCGCUCGAACGGCUGCAGCUCGACUACGUGGAUGUGGUCUUUGCCAACAGGCCGGAUCCCAACACACCUAUGGAGGAGACGGUGCGGGCCAUGACCCACGUCAUCAACCAGGGGAUGGCCAUGUACUGGGGCACGUCUCGCUGGAGCUCCAUGGAGAUCAUGGAGGCGUACUCAGUGGCACGGCAGUUCAACCUGAUCCCGCCAAUCUGCGAGCAGGCUGAGUACCACAUGUUCCAGCGCGAGAAGGUAGAGGUCCAGCUGCCUGAGCUCUUCCACAAAAUAGGUGUGGGCGCAAUGACGUGGUCACCGCUGGCCUGCGGAAUCAUCUCAGGGAAAUACGACAGCGGGGUGCCCCCGUACUCGCGGGCCUCUUUGAAGGGCUACCAGUGGCUGAAGGACAAGAUCCUGAGUGAGGAAGGCCGACGCCAGCAGGCGAAACUGAAAGAGCUGCAGGUCAUCGCCGAGCGGCUCGGCUGCACUCUGCCGCAGCUCGCCAUUGCGUGGUGCCUUCGUAACGAGGGGGUGAGCGCAGUGCUACUGGGGACCUCCAGCACAGACCAGCUCAUGGAAAACAUAGGAGCAAUACAGGUGCUUCCGAAGUUGUCGUCCUCCAUCCUGCACGAGGUGGACAGUAUCCUAGGCAACAAGCCGUACACCAAGAAGGACUAUCGGUCCUAACGAGGGGGCGGAGCCGACACGGCGUCCCGAUGACAUCAUCUGUUUGUCCGUUGACCUUGUGCGGGGGAAACUGGGACAGGAGAGCCUCACAUCUUUUGGUUCCGAAGGUGAUGUCUUUUCGUGGGACAAACUUAAAAGUAUCCCCUGUAGAUGAAGUGAUUAGCUGGGAAUAGGUCAAGAUAGGUCAAAAAUGAAAUGUAUUUGUACAUAAUUUAUAAUGGGUUAAAUUUAGAAAAAUGCAGGUACUUUUAAACCAUAGAGGGGAAAAAAAACUACCAAAAAGCACGUGCUUACUCAGCGGUUCUACAUUUCUCUCUUUUUUUCUUUCGAUACGCUCGAAAAACAAGAGAAUUAAUGCAAGGAAACUCAACGAAAGCAUCAAUUGAAAAAGACGCUCUUGACCCACGUCUGAGACACUCGUGAUUCAAUCUUUUUAAAUUCGUUUUCAACACAGCGGGACUUCUUAAGGGAGAUCCAGCAACACCGCCGCCGUAAAAUCAAACAUACCUUUGGUUUCUGCUCACUCAGCAGCCCUGUGAAAUCACCCAGCCCUCCAGUACACACACACACACACACACACACACAUCAGCACUCUGCAAGGCCAUAAUGUCAGCAACUGAGUCAAACUGCCUACGUUGCCCCAGUAGCGGCUCUUUCUGUUCACCGUUGAAGCUGUUGUGUUUCUUUUAUUAUUAUUUAUUUAUUUAUUUUUCACAGGAGCAACUUGUCUCUGCUCUUAGCGGUCUGGAAGUGGCUGUUUUAUAUUCUCUCGACAACAUGCAGACAAGUUCUCCUGAACACGUCGACUUGAUGUUAAUACAGGCCAUUUGUGUAUCGCCUCCCCUGUUAGACUCUCCGAAACUGAGCCGAGGAUCAUAGAAUGAAUCUUAUUGACAGGUUCACUCUUUCAGUGUUAGACCACAUCGCAAAGAAUUGUACUUUUUUUCAGGUGAGGACAAAAAAGGUAUAAAUGAUAAAAUCACUGUCGUGAGAUACAGAACGGCUGGGGAUAUAAUGGGAUAUAAUACCAUUUCCUUCCUGCUUACAUGCUUCUCAUGACUUUAUUUGCUCUAUUUUGUGGGAAAUAUGUCUCCAGUAUUAGUAGCCACACACCUGUAUGUGAUAAACACGGGGUGAGCCUGGUUGUGGAUUUUUUUUUUUUAAAAAAAAAAAGUCUUCCUUUUAUUGUAUUAUUUAUGACAUUAUUUUGUUCAGUUAUUUUUUCACUUAUUAUUUUUAUUUGACUUUGGCUCCCCUGUAUAACAUCACAAUGUGAAGACAAUAAUUGGAAGUUAAAUGAAAGAAAAAUUAAUGACUCCAGCAAGAGAAUGCGUAGUAUGGUGUAACACAGCGAGCUCCUUGACUGACACUAGCAUUUAAAUGAGCGUUUUUAUUACUGAUCUAUGCAUGUGUAUUCUGUCAAUAUUAUCCC
Messenger RNA from Scleropages formosus (Asian bonytongue), 2805 nucleotides. It is a transcript of the gene kcnab2b, whose product is annotated as potassium voltage-gated channel subfamily A regulatory beta subunit 2b. The record is from RefSeq and is a predicted model, not a curated record. Gene Ontology annotation, cellular component: voltage-gated potassium channel complex; juxtaparanode region of axon; cytoplasm. NCBI's taxonomy places the organism in Eukaryota, Metazoa, Chordata, Actinopteri, Osteoglossiformes, Osteoglossidae. The coding region runs from base 270 to 1373 and encodes 367 amino acids. The transcript has 16 exons. Gene Ontology annotation, biological process: potassium ion transport; regulation of potassium ion transmembrane transport; regulation of action potential. Gene Ontology annotation, molecular function: potassium channel regulator activity; transmembrane transporter binding; voltage-gated potassium channel activity.